CAGAGCAGUGUUGGGGGUUCUGAUGCCCCGUUCGGACCCGGUGGCCAUGGUGGCGCCGGGGGACCCGCGGCGGCUCUGUCGGCUGGUGCAAGAAGGCCAGCUGUGCGCCCUGCAGGAGGAGCUGCAGGGGGCCGGGCGCGCCGGCUGCCGGGGGCCGGCCGGGGACACCCUCCUGCACUGCGCCGCCCGUCACGGGCGUCGUGACGUCUUGGCCUAUCUGGCCGAGGCCUGUGACAUGGACAUCGAGGCCGCCAACCGAGACUACAAGCGGCCUCUGCACGAAGCUGCCUCCAUGGGCCACCGGGACUGCGUGGUGUACCUGCUCGGCCGUGGAGCCGCGGUCGACUGUCUGAAGAAGGCCGACUGGACUCCUCUGAUGAUGGCUUGCACGAGGAAGAAUCUCGAGGUGAUCCAGGUCCUUGUGGAACAUGGUGCCAAUCCGCUUCUGAAGAACAAAGAUGGCUGGAAUAGCUUCCACAUUGCCAGCCGAGAAGGUGACCCUUCCAUUCUCCAGUAUUUGCUCACCGUUUGCCCAGCUGCCUGGAAGACAGAGAGCAAAAUUGGCAGAACACCUCUGCACACGGCAGCAAUGCAUGGCUGUUUAGAUGCAGUAAAGGUGCUUCUUCAGAGGUGUCAGUAUGAACCAGACUGCAGAGAUAAGUGUGGCCUCACACCCUUUAUGGAUGCAAUUCAGUGUGGACACAUCAACAUAGCCAGGCUGCUCCUUGAAAAACAUAAGGCUUGCGUUUCUGCUGAGGAUUCCCUGGGGGCCCAGGCUGUCCACAAGGCCGCAGUCACGGGGCAGACUGAAGCCGUCCGAUUCUUGGUCUCUGAACUUGGCGUUGAUGUAGAUGUGAGAACAACAUCCACCCACCUCACAGCACUUCAUUACGCAGCUAAGGAAGGACAUGUGAGCACAGUUCAGACACUAGUAACUUUGGGUGCUGACCUCAACUCUAAAGAUGAAAGAAACCGAUCAGCCCUGCAUCUGGCCUGCGCGGGUCAGCACGUGGCGUGUGUCGAGUUUCUUCUGCGGUCUGGGCUAAGGGACUCUCCAGACAUCACGGGCACCCUGGCUCAGCAGCUCACACGGAGCACAGACAUCCUUCAGUGCUUCAGCUGCAGCGUGAGGACGUGAGGGUGUUUCUGAACAAAGGCAGUGAAACGCCUGGUGACUUACAUCCUGCUGCUUGAGUCAUCACUGGGUCCGGUGAGGUGGUGGCUAGCCCAUGUCCUCUGCCACACCCCCCACCUCGCACUCUCCACGCCAGCUGAGGAUUCCCAGAGGACAUGGACGCUGGCUUCCGGGUGGGAGGACGGGCACCUGGGCUCCCGAACGCACUUAGACUCUCCUUCACCUGCGCAUUGCACUCUUUGCACUCUGCACGUGGACUUCCUGGAUCUUUGUGCGGUGGUGUCUGGGCUCCUAGAGAAGCACGUGGCGUGUGUGAAUGUAAUGUAGUACACGUAUGUAUAUAUUUGUAUGAUAUGUGAGAUAGAUGUUUUAUAGUAAAUAUUAUGUGGUGAGGCAACGAUCAUGUUAAAAAUAGAAGAAAUUGCUAUUAGCUUGAGCCAUUAAUCAUAAUUGUCCUAUUUACUUUUUCUUUCAUAUGCAUUUCUUGGCCAUGGGUUUAGCUUUUGGUUUUGUACCAGGAAAUAAGUGCUUAUAAUCUGUUUUAUUUAAACAGGCAUUUAUAAAAAAUUAAUUAUAAAUUCUGUAUUCUAAGCACUGCUGUUUAAGCUAUGUUUUGAUCCUGAAGUGAUUAUUUUUUAUUAGACAAGUUCUGUAUUGGCUCUCUUCAUGUAAUAAAUACACAUAAAAAA
Molecule: messenger RNA, 1824 nt
Organism: Rhinolophus ferrumequinum (greater horseshoe bat)
Lineage: Eukaryota; Metazoa; Chordata; Mammalia; Chiroptera; Rhinolophidae
Gene: ANKRD16
Product: ankyrin repeat domain 16
Exons: 7
Coding region: 23-1138 (371 amino acids)
Molecular function (GO): protein binding
Source: RefSeq, a predicted model, not a curated record